CAAAUCUCACACAUUUAUUUUCAUUGAUGGGUUGUGGAACCACCAAAAAGUGUUUGAAAUACAAACUAUUACAGAUCUCAGGGCCAAAUUCUGCCCUAAUUUAUGCAUGUGCAUCUGUCAUUGAUGUCCAUGACAUAAACGAGGUUAUAAAUUAGCUAUAUAUAUAUAUAGUCUGUCUAUCUUAUGUAUUAGGUGGGCUCUGAUCCUACAAACAUGAAAGACAUAACACAAAUCAUAGUUAAGCAUGUACAUAAGUAUUUGCAGCAUUUUAUAUGCUAAGAAUUGGGGCAAGUAAUUAAUGUGUUUGUGACUUUUGUUAUUAUUAUUAUUAAUUUAGUUCCAGUCUGUAAACAUACAAGAAUAUUUUUUGCUGGAUCACCCCUAUACAAUACGGCCAACUCUAAGUAGCAUUGCUACCUGUCCAGGUUUUCCCAGGAUCAUGACUUUUUUGAGGUAGCUGUCCUGGGAAAUCUGUAGGGGUACUCAGUAAACACCGCCAACUGUCCAGUUUUAUGGGUUGUCCAGUUUUAUGGAAGUCCUCUUUUUUUGUAUCUCAGAUAUGGCAACCGUAAAUUCAAACAUUAAAAAAUUAGGAGUCAGGACCCCCAUAAUGACAAUAUUGGUUAAAAAUAAUAAGAUUAAAAAAUAAUAAAUUUGGGGUUCUUUUUAUUUUUCUUUAGAUUUCUGAGGCUUUAAGGUAUAUAGGACUUGCUUAACUUUUUCAAGCUUUUCUCUGCACCCAGGGCUAGAAACAUACAUUUAUUUAUAUAUGUAUUUAUUUAAUGAAAGCUAUGAUUCUCAUGCAGUCUCUUGAUUCCAGUAGGUGAAGCUUCAGUAGAAACACCCAGUAUCUCAAGACUCACAAUAAAAUGAAGAAAGUUGGCAACACUGCUUAUAUAGUACCACAAUUGCAUAUCAUUUUACAAAAGUUUUACAAAACUCAUCACAUCUAGAAAUGAGCAAAAUGUAAUUACUCUGUUGUAGUGAUUUUAUGUGCACAAAUAUAUGACACCAGGUCAGAUAGGAUUAAAGCCAUUUAAACAUUUAAAGUGAAAUGAUGUACAUGAAAUAGCAACUCAAACUGUGUGGUCUAGGAAUAAAAUACCAUGUGUGUAUUCUAAUUCACUGUUUCUACUUAUAAUACUGUCACAGAUUACUCAGAAAGGAAGCAUGGCAAAUAAAAAUUCAUGUUUGUCAAAUGUGAAUGUACUUUAAAAGUUAAUUUCUGUUAAUUCUUCCCACAGAAUCUCCAGUUUAUAAUGAUGGAUUCUGGUCAUAUCAAAUACCUGCUGCAAAAGGCAGAUUUAAUUGAAAUAUAACUUUCACACGGGGAAUUUGGAAUAGUUAAUAAAUUAUUGCAUAUUUGGAUAUUGUGAAAGAAAUGAAGAGAAAUUUAAGUGACAAUUCAUCUCGUAGCACAGCAGAAUUAGGGUGGGAAAUUGCAAAGCCAGAGCUGGCUCAACUACAGAAAACAACAAACAGUGGCCAAAUAGAACCUUCUAUGGCUCCUUCUCUAUUGAAACAACAAAACACAUCAAAGCCUAAUAUAUCAAAUACUGGAAAGAACCUGAAUAUUUUGAGAGCAGAAGAAAAGAAUACCAAUGCUAAAGUUUGGAACAGAAAUGAGCAUAUGUCGCCAAGUAGCAGAAUCAAUUUGAUAUCUGAUAGUGGAAUCAUUCGAAAGUUUGAGAAUAUCUCAAAUAGUCUGAGAACUGUUCAGCAGCACAAACUACCUGACCAUCAUAAGGCAUCACAGCAUAUUGAGACAACUGUAACAGGACGAAUAUGUUCAUCCAAAGCACAAUGGCCAGUUAUAUCCAGCACCACAUCAAGAAGUCUACAGGAUCAUAGUCCAGCAUAUAAAUUUAAACAUAAUAUUCAACAAAAUAAAGUUAAUGAACAACAAUUUGAUCAUGUUCCAGAAGACAAAAUGAUUCAGAAAGUUCCAGCAUAUCAAUUAAAACUUAAAGAAAACGAUAAUUCUCUGCGAAUUAUAAGUGCAGUCAUUGAAAGUAUGAAGCAUUGGAGCCAGUAUACUUAUAAAACUGCACUAUUAUUUGAAGUGUUAGGCACACUUGAUUCUGCAGUCACACCUGGAGCAUAUGGAGCAAAAAGUUUUGUCUUGAGAGAUGGAAAGGAGAGUCUGCCAUGUGUAUUUUAUGAAAUUGAUCGUGAGCUUCCAAGACUAAUUAGAGGUCGAGUCCAUAGGUGCAUGGGCAACUAUGACACAAAAAGGAACAUCUUCAAGUGUGUGUCUGUAAGACCUGCAACUAUUGUAGAACAAAGAACUUUCCAAGAAUUUGUUAAAACUUCAGAUGUUGAGAUGAGAGAAUGUGUGAAAACAAUGAAUGAAGUUUAAAGUAAUGUUUAUUUAAGCAAUAAUUUAAAGUUGAGAUCACACUCCCGUUGAUCAACAAGCAUAAAUGCUGCACAUCUUGAGCAUUUACAAAAGCUCUUAUUAAAAGUAUUCUUUUAUUAAAUACUUGAAAGCACAAUUAUAGUAUGUGUUAUUUAAAAAUUAAAAUAAAAUUGUUCCGGUUUGUUUCUAC
Mauremys mutica (yellowpond turtle) is the source of this 2549-nucleotide messenger RNA. It is a transcript of the gene SPATA22, whose product is annotated as spermatogenesis associated 22. Bases 1382 to 2359 code for a protein of 325 amino acids. Gene Ontology annotation, biological process: regulation of meiotic cell cycle; meiotic DNA repair synthesis; gamete generation. The transcript is spliced from 8 exons. The record is from RefSeq and is a predicted model, not a curated record. NCBI's taxonomy places the organism in Eukaryota, Metazoa, Chordata, Testudines, Geoemydidae.